AGCAAGCAAGCAAUCACUUUCCUGCAAAGAGGCUCCCCCAACCCAGGACAGCCUGCACCAAAGAGCCCGGAGGACCCCGCGCCAGCACCGUCAAAGGAAAAUCCCAGGCCCGAGGGUGCCCUUUCUAGGAAGCGCCACUCUCUCUCUCUCUUUAACCCUUUCUUGGCAGAGCAGGGGGAGAUCUGGGCGGCUUGCGAGGCCGCUGCUCUCCAGCCUCCGAGAAAUCGGGAGCGCGGGAUCCUCCCGUUUGCGCGCCUGGCUUUGGAGAUCGGCGUGCCGGAUUGAGAGGGGCUCGGUUGCUGAAAAGACUUCUGGUUGUGUGUAAAGUUUCCAGUUUUCCAGGAAGAAAAAUUCCUUGUCUCCCAAGAUGGCGCAGGGGAGUUCUUCCUGCCAUCCGGCUCCAAUCAAUGAAACAUACUUUGCAGAUCGGGAAAGUCCUUUGAAUUUGACCAGAGCAGCAUUUAAGCACAGAAGGAAAAUAGACACACAACACACAGCAAGGAAAGGAGAAAGAAGAGGCCCCAGUGUUGUACUGAACGAAACUGCUGCGAAAUUCAUGGAAAAAAACAAUCAAUACACCCUGGAAGGGGAAACUACCAGUGGGGUUCUACAAACUUACUUUUUCAAGGAAUUCUGCUGCCAAGAGACUGACGGGCCCCGAGAACUUUGUAGCCGACUCCACCAUAUUUAUCGUCAACAGCUAAAGUUAGAAACGCACACAAAGGCUCAGAUACUGGACCUUCUGGUCCUGGAGCAGUUCCUGGCUGUCCUUCCUCCAGAGAUGACAAGCUGGGUCCGGGAGUGUGGAGCUGAGACCUGUUCCCAGGCAGUGGCCCUGGCCGAAGGCUUUCUCCUGAGCGAAGCAGAGGAGAAGAAGCUGAAGACACAGGAGCCCUUCGUUGAGAUGGCCGUUGAACACUGUAAUAAAUAUCCUCCGCAGGAGCUGGUCUUUGGUGGGAUCUCCCAGGAGAAACCAUUUCUGGACCCAUCUGCAGCAAAUGGUACAACAGUGAUGCUACCUAUGGAAACGUCUCUUCACGAUAGUGGAACAGAAACAGUGGUUGUACUUCCAACUCAGGGAGGAGUAAGAUCUUCUAGCACCAAGCAGGUGAUGGACAACAGACUGAGAGUUAUACAAAACAAGCUGUAGAGCCUUCAAAAUCAGUUGAAACUGAAAUCAGAG
This is a messenger RNA of Pantherophis guttatus, 1183 nucleotides long. The record is from RefSeq and is a predicted model, not a curated record. NCBI's taxonomy places the organism in Eukaryota, Metazoa, Chordata, Lepidosauria, Squamata, Colubridae.